AUGUUUUGUUGGGACCUGCUGAGCGAGUCACCUGACGGCGUGCUGGACCUCAACUGGGCCACCGAGGUCCUCGAGGUGCAGAAGAGACGCAUCUAUGACAUCACCAACGUGCUGGAGGGCGUGCAGCUGAUCCGCAAGAAGUCCAAGAACAACAUCCAGUGGUUGGUGGGCGGCGUGUUCGAGGGCUCGGCCAGCAGCGGGGAGAAGUCACGUGCCCUGCGGCGGGAGCUGGGUGAGCUGGAGAGGGCCGAGAAGGCCUUGGAUGACCUGAUCACGUCCAGUAGUGCCCAGAUCAAGGAGCUGACCGAACACAGAGACAACCAGCGGCUAGGCUACGUUACCUACCAGGACAUCAGGUCGAUAGCCCGUCUGCAGGACCAGACGGUCAUCGCCGUCAAGGCCCCAUCAGAAACCAAGCUGGAGGUCCCAGAGUCCUCAGGGGGCUCCCAACAGAUCUACCUGAAGAGUAAGAACGGCCCCAUCGAGGUGUACCUCUGUCCCGAGGAAGGUCUGGAGGAUGCCAGCCCCGUCAAGAGCACCACCACCCCCAGGAAAGAGUACUCUCAUCACCCCCUGGGUCACACUGCCACCACCUCCCCAGCCAUGGCACCACCACAGUACACCACCAUCAAACAGGAGGUCAAGCAGGAGCCCAUGGAGGCUGAACUCUCCAGACCAACACCGGUGGUCCCCAACUCUUCCACCAGCAGCAGCACUACCCUCCUGGACGUAGAAGGUCUCCUGGGCCUUCCCCCCAGCAUGCUCCAGAUGACAGAGGACCAGCUCCCAGGCCCCGGGUUCACCCCUGACCCCAACGCCCCCUUUGUCAGCUUCUCACCGCCCCUAGACCACGACGACUACCUAUGGGGGCUGGAGGACAGCGAGGGCGUGUCCGACUUCUUCGACACCUACGACCUGGGAGACCUGCUGCGAAGCUGAGAGACGUAGAUAGACUUUGAAUCCUAAAUCAAGCUCUACAUUCUAAUCACUUGAGUAGAUCUGAGAGGGUUGGAUAGGUGUAAAGUGGCACUGGCAACCCUGUCAGGGUUUUUAAGGUUUACGGUCUAGCAGUUGAUUUGGGAUUCAGGAAGAGAGGGAGGGAGAGGAGGGAUGGGAGAGGGUAGACUAUCUGCACGAAUAGGGCCAGGAGUUCUUCCCACAUCGUGUGACCUGGAGAAACUUGUUCAUCUAGUUAUAGCUUAGUUCUGACCAUACAAACAGAAUCACUAAAUAGAAUGAAUACAAAUAGUAAUUGACCUGACCAGGAAAACCUCCAGGCCCCAGUUGUAAAAGGAUAUAAGUGGUCAGGGAAAACUCCAGGCCCUAUUCAUGAGGGAGUAGUGUCCUCUGUCGGGGUACGGGGUAGGGAGGAAAUGUUACACUAUGAAGCCAUUAACUCUUUGCUUUAGCCAUGUCUAUUCCACGUUAAUGAUUUGUCCGAAAAAAAUGGGUCUCUUUGUGUUAAUUGUACAAAUAUUUUUAUACCUUUGUGGUUUGGAAUUCAGAGUAGGGCCUGGAUUGACACUGGUGUGUGUGUUUGUGUGUGUCCAGCUUAUAAAGCACUCAAUGUUUUUGUUUUGUGUAUUUGUAUAGCGGACAGUUCGUAUCCGUCACAUUUAAAUUGUAAUGUGUGCUGCGUAAAAAUAUAGACACAGCACAUUUUGUAUGAAUAUCUGAUGAGCAAAAAACCCCGCAAAAAACAACUUGGGCAUUUUGGGUAGGGGGUGUUAUAUUAACUCUCAGGAAUGUUGUCUUUUCCAGUCAAAAUGUUUAUAGUACCGCUCUUUGGCCAUUAGGGGGAAACAUUGUAUUAUGUCAGCUUAAACUCGCCAUCUUUACAGGGUUGAAUCAUUGUAUGUGAAGCUAAACCAGGGUCAUGUUCAUAAGGAAGAACAUUUAUAGAACUCGGAGUUAAACAUGACCCUGGCACUACCCGAACGUGUCCAAUAAGAACGUAGAUUGUCUUUGUCCGUUGCAAAAUGUUUCAAAACGUUGUGCCCUGUUGAACACGACCCAGGUACCAACCAUGGAGUCUCUGGUGCUAACAUAAUAUGGCGUUUCAACAAGGUGUAGGAGUAUGGGUAAUUUAGUUGUUGGGUAUACCCAAGACAUUUGUUUAUAUUGGGGAUCUGGUCACUGCCUCCAGCCUCCAGCUUUAUGGAUAGUCAGGUAGUGUAAUCUUCUGUGUCCCGUGACAGGAUGUGUCCACAUCACAUCGUAGAGGUUAGUUAGAAGCUGUUCUGGACCCAUAGCCAAAUGGUUUUGACCAGAGGCCCAUAAGAAAUAAGGUGCUAUUUGGGAUGCUUCCUGGGUCUUUUUAGUGAAGGAUAUUAUCUACCAAUCCCUAUUCUAUAUGUCCCUAUUCUAUAUGUGACUGACUACAGUAUCGUGCUUUGCUUGCGAAUCGGCAGCUAGGUUUCACAUCCUGAAGCUUCUCUAUCAAGAUGCAUUUGAUAGUGUUUAAAAAAAAAAAAAAAAGUUAACUUUGUAGUAUUGAAUGACUAUAUUUCCAAGGAAAUUAUCCAGUAAGGGUAAUAAUAUACGACAACAUCUGGCUUUUAAUGUGUGUUUUGAUUUAGUCAGUCAUUAAGAUUAAAUAGAGGGCAAUCGUCAUAUCCCCGCUUCUUCUGAAACUAGAUGAAGUCUUUGAUUCAAUGGUGGUUUGUGUGUUGUCAAACCCACUCUAGGGAUCAAAGAGGAUGUCAUAUCUUUUCUCUGUUUUCUUUAGUUAAUGAAGGCUUAGCCCCACGUGUGUGGUAGUUUAAACCUCGGAGAAAAGAGCCAGAAUGGUACCCCAAGGUCAAAGUUGGGUCUCUUUAGACUGAGUUGUGUUCAUUAGGCACCAAAACGGAACAAAACGUACUGAAAUGCGGAGGAACUAUCACUGAUUGUUGUUUCCCAUUGCAAAGUGUUUUAAAACGUUUUCCAUGGUGUGCUCUAAUGAACACUAGUCUAGGAGUUUAAAGGAUUUGGACACAUCUGAGGACAAAUUUUUUACUGAAUUGUAUUUUGGUGCAUUUUCUGCCUCUUUCCACAAUGUGGGUUUAAGUCAAUUGUCCUGUCCUAACAAACUUGAAUAUUUUGUGUGUGUGUGUGAAUGUGAAAGGGUGGGAAAGGUGUAGAUUUUUAGACAAUUUGAAUACAACAAUCUAGUUUUUUUUAAAUGGAGUAUUAUUUUUUGUAACUGUACAGAAUUGAUUUUGUAUUUAUAAUCUUUUUCCUGAAGUAAUUUGGAAAGUUUAAUACUGACCAUUGUUAAAGAGCAACGGUCUCUGAUUGACAUGCGGCACUUAAUAUUUUGUAAUAUUGGGGUCUGUUUGAAUAAAUAAAGUAUUGACGCCAUGGUGUAAACUU
Molecule: messenger RNA, 3354 nt
Organism: Salvelinus sp. IW2-2015
Lineage: Eukaryota; Metazoa; Chordata; Actinopteri; Salmoniformes; Salmonidae
Source: RefSeq, a predicted model, not a curated record